Lecanosticta acicola is the source of this 3154-nucleotide messenger RNA. Lineage: Eukaryota; Fungi; Ascomycota; Dothideomycetes; Mycosphaerellales; Mycosphaerellaceae. The record is from the annotation of a GenBank genome assembly.
AUGGCGGGUAUAGAGCAUAUCGAGGUGCACUCCAAGGUAUGAUUGAGGACGGAGGGAUUUGCCAACGAGCUUCAGACUUCCCCAAGAGCCGAAGUGGGUCACGCUCAAGGAAUUGCCGCUGAUAUGCGCAUAUCUACAGAGCUACCUCGUACGCUGGAUCCAAGUCCCUGAACAUCAUUCGAUCUCCUGGUCCCUACAACCCAACAAGAAGAGCAUCAAUUUUGGCGUAUUCAAGCACCCCGGUACAAAGAAUGGCGUCUCUCCCAAUUUACCCACGCAAGAGACGGUCGAGAGUGCAGCGCAGAUUCCCGGGACACCAGCGACGGACGGAGAUGCGAGGCCCCCGAAACCAAACAGACGCGCCUCAGUGACGGAGAGCAAUGUCGUGGAGAAGCUGCAGAGCAUUGGCAUGAAGUCGGUAGCAUGGCAGGGAAGAUGCGACGCAGACAAAGUCACCAUGGGACGUUAUGAUGUGCCAGACGGAGAGAGCGGGACAUACGGACUGGUAUUCGACAAUACCUUCUCCAAGCAGACGUCGAAGAACGUGACGUUUGUGUUAAUGACACAUCUGAGAAAUGCGGCGCCGAAAUCUGGACAUCAUCUACACUACACGUCGGCGAAUUCUGGGAGUACUGGUGGGGCUAUUGGAAAAGGGUACAGUCCCUCUUUGCGGCCUGUCACGGAUUCUGACGAGUCGCUCCCGCAAAAUUUGCAUCGCGGAGUGCUGGAAGACCCGCGCCCAGCCUCGAAAGGUGGUCAUGGAGCGGAGAGCAAAGGUAUUGAGGGCGCAAGCUUUUACACCGGGAUCCUCUAUAAGAGGAAGAGAAAGAAGGGCCAGGGUUUCGCCAAGCGGUUCUUCUCCCUGGACUUCACCUCUUCCACGCUCUCCUACUACCGAAAUAGACACUCAUCCGCGCUACGAGGUGCAAUUCCGCUGUCGUUGGCAGCUGUGGGUGUCAAUGAGAAGAGCCGAGAGUUCUCAGUUGACUCUGGUGCGGAGGUCUGGCAUCUGAAGGCAGUAAACAAGAAAGAUUUUGAGGGUUGGCGGAACGCGCUUGAGCGAGCGUCGGCCCAGGCGACCAACACAUCCGGCUCGGUGACACCCUCGCGCAGUCUUGACGACUUUCCAGCACCGAAGCCAACCAAUCCUCGUGAGGAGCGCGAGUGGGAGAGGGUCGAGCAGUUGGUCAGCAAGGUUGCAGGAACGAGAGACGCUGUCCGUGGCUUAGCGAAAGACACAGACCCGAGAUACAGCCACGGUAGCAAUGGUGCCGGUCUGGGUCUGAUACAAUCUCGUGGCAGCAGCGGUGAUCCUAGUCCAACGUCGUAUGAUUCUGCGAGCUCGUACUUCCCUGAAGCCGACGAGCGCGGUUCGGUACAGAGCAAGAGGCCAUUCUGGAAGCGCACGGCGAGUGCCGAGAGGAGUCCUUCCGCCUUGUUCAGACGAAGCGUGUCCGCGCAAUUGGCCGUGCCAUCGCCUGCGAUGGCUGGUGGCCCAACGUCUUCAGGAAGUGGGUCGCUCAGCAUUUCCAAGCGGCCGAGCUUUUCAGCGCCAACGACACACCCGUCACAAGCAGACAGUGAUGUCCAUGAGAGAUGUAUGGCUCUACUUCGCGACCUGGACAGCGUGGUCGCCAACUUCUCAGCCUUGAUUGCUGAGAGCAAAGCACGGCGCAAUCCGCCCCUGCCAACAACGAGCUCUCGGCUUUCGCUCGACUCGGUGGAUGAUCAAGAAUUCUUCGAUGCUGAGGUUGGCGAAGACGGUCCCUCGCAGCUGCUCAAUAUCCGCCGCUCAAGCGAGCUGAACGACGGGCGCCAGGAAGAGCGCCUCCUGGACGAUGAGUCCGAUUCAGAUUCCGACAGCGAAGCUGGUGACGGUAGAGAAGGAACAACGAUCUUCUCGCCUUCUCGCAAAACUUCGCAAUCUCCGCUCUUCCCAACGAAGCCAGAAUCGCUGGCACCUCUGCCUCUUCCUCCUGCGAAGCGGCGCACGACUGUCACGCCCCCGAAACAGUCGCCGCCAAGCUUCAUUGGCUUCCUGCGCAAGAACGCUGGAAAGGAUCUAUCAACGAUCUCCAUGCCGGUCACAGCGAACGAGCCAACAUCGCUGCUUCAACGCUUGGCUGAGACGCUGGAAUAUUCCCAACUCUUAGAUGCAGCGGCGGGCGCUAGCUUGCCUGCUGAACGCCUAAUGUACAUUGCGGCUUUCGCUGUGUCGUACUAUUCCAACAACCGUGUAAAAGAACGAGCCAUCCGCAAACCGUUCAAUCCUAUGCUUGGCGAAACAUUUGAAUUAGUGCGGGAAGAUCUUGGCUUCCGCUUUGUUGCCGAGAAGGUGUCCCAUCAUCCUGUGCGCCUGGCUUGCCAAGCCGAGAGUCUCAACAAUGGCGGCUGGUGCUAUGCGCAGUCUCCUUCACCAGUCCAGAAAUUCUGGGGCAAGUCUGUGGAGCUAAAUAACGACGGGAGAGCGAGAGUGGUGCUGCAUGCAGCAGGCGAGCAUUACUCCUGGAGUCAGGCGACUUGCUUCCUGCGCAACGUCAUCGCGGGCGAGAAGUACGUCGAACCUGUGCAGACCAUGACUGUACAGAAUGAGACAAACGGCAUGCGUGCUGUAGCUACCUUCAAGUCUGGUGGCAUGUUCUCUGGUCGCAGCGAGGAUGUCUCAGUGCAACUUUUGGACAAAGACUCUCCCUUGACCAUUGGACUUACAGGCAAAUGGACCGAGAGCCUGAAGCGUACCGAUACAGGAGGUAUAGUUUGGGCUGCCGGAUCACUUGUUCUAGAUGCGCCAAAGGUUUACGGUUUUACAACAUUCGCGGCGGCCCUCAAUCAGAUCACAGAAGUCGAGCAGGGUCAUUUGCCACCUACUGACUCGCGACUACGUCCUGAUCAGCAGGCCCUCGAGGACGGCGAUGUCGACAAAGCCGAAGCGCUCAAGGCUCGACUGGAAGAACGGCAGCGUGCUCGGCGCAAGGUCAUGGAAAGUCACGGGCAAACCUGGAAACCACAGUUUUUUGAGAAGGUCGCCGCAGGGGCUGUCGAAUCCAACACCGAUCCAGACGAGGAAGUUUGGAUCCUCAAGCAGGGCGCUGAAUACUGGAAGAAGCGUGCUACCGCUGACUGGAGUGGCGUACAAGAGGUUUUCGAGAUCUGA